Molecule: messenger RNA, 2912 nt
Organism: Trifolium pratense (red clover)
Lineage: Eukaryota; Viridiplantae; Streptophyta; Magnoliopsida; Fabales; Fabaceae
Product: protein KINESIN LIGHT CHAIN-RELATED 1
Exons: 2
Coding region: 866-2623 (585 amino acids)
Molecular function (GO): protein binding
Source: RefSeq, a predicted model, not a curated record
UUUAAGUGUUGCUCCUAUUUCCCCCCAAACUCUCUUUUUUCAUUUCUUUUAUUUUACAUUAUUUUUGUUUGAGAUUUAACCCAUGUAAAUCCUUUGUACUAGAUAAGUUUUAAUUCUUCUUCUUCUUAAACAAAUUAAAAGGUAGCUUUAAGUUAAUUUUUCAUAUGUUGAUCCAUUUAACGAUGUUUCCAAUAUUAUUUUUUUUUGCUGAAACCGUUGAAAAUCAUCCGAUUGACCCAAAAACCGAUUAACCCGAACCCAUAUGACUCGAUCCCUCAAAAUGGUUCGAUAUGGACAUGUAUUCCUCACCCGUGGAUUGGGCCGAGUAAAGCUUUUGGGCCUAUACCGACCCAACCCGACCCGUUAUCCACCCUAAGAUAGGGGUUUGUUCGUGUUAAACUAGUACUUUUUUUUUGGGUAGCAUGUUCAACUAGUGUUGUACUACUGUUUUAUUAAUAAAAGUGUAAAUUAUUUUGGUAAGAUUAGUAAAAGUGUAAUAAUGUUCAUUCUUAGAAAAAAGAAAAUCUAUGAAUUAAUUAUCUAAGUUAAUCCCUGAUCUGAAAAAAGAGAGUAGUGGAAUGACGAUACUAACCUGAGUGACAGGUAGACUGACUCAGAGAGACGUUGAAGAAGAAGCAACCAACAACAACAACACAAUUGAUUUGAGACUGAAAACUGAAAACUCCAUCAUAGCUUCCAACCUUUCAUAGAUAGCAUACCAUAAUCAUCAUUCACAGAAAAGACAUCUUAACUCACUAAACACCAUUUCCAUUGUUCUUAUCCUUCUUCCUCUUUUCUCCUUUACAAAAAUCUCUCUCACCCAAACACAACACAACAAACACAAUUCUCUCUCAUUUCAUUCACCAUGCCUGGUCUCGUUUCCCCAGGCGGACCUCCGCCCCGUAUAACUUUACCCGAAACCCCAACUCAAAGAUCCGAACCAUCCAAAACACCAUCACCACUCCCCAAAAAACCACCCUCUCCUUCACCUUCUUCUCGCUCCAAGAAAAAAACCCCCGAAACCCCAAACAACAACACUUUACUCUCCGAAGCUUCACUCGAUAACCCAGAUCUAGGCCCAUUCCUUCUCAAAGUAGCCCGUGACACUAUCGCAUCAGGCGAUGGGCCUGCCAAAGCCCUCGACUACGCUAUCCGUGCUUCCAAAUCAUUCGAACGCUGCGCCGUUGAAGGCGAGCCGAGUCUCGAUUUAGCCAUGAGUCUCCAUGUUUUAGCUGCGAUUUAUUGUAGCUUAAGCCGAUUCGAAGAAGCCGUUCCUGUUCUCGAACGCGCGAUUCUUGUUCCUGAUGUUGAACUCGGCGCCGAUCAUGCUCUUGCUGCUUUUUCCGGUUAUAUGCAGUUAGGUGAUACUUUUUCGAUGUUAGGUCAAGUUGAUAAAUCGAUUUCUUGUUACGAUCAAGGUCUUCAGAUUCAGAUCCAAACCCUAGGUGAAACCGAUCCACGCGUCGGUGAAACGUGUCGGUAUUUGGCCGAGGCGAAUGUUCAGGCGAUGCAGUUUGAUAAAGCGGAGGAGCUUUGUAACAAAACGUUGGAGAUUCAUCGUGCUCAUAGUGAACCUGCUUCUCUUGAAGAAGCUGCAGAUCGGAGACUUAUGGCUUUGAUUUGUGAAGCUAAAGGUGAUUAUGAAUCGGCGUUGGAGCAUCUUGUUCUUGCUAGUAUGGCGAUGAUUGCGAAUGGUCAAGAUAAUGAAGUUGCUUCGAUUGAUGUAAGCAUCGGAAAUAUUUAUAUGUCGUUGUGUCGAUUUGAUGAAGCUAUAUUUUCUUAUCAGAAAGCACUUACUGUGUUUAAAUCUUCGAAAGGAGAGAAUCAUCCUUCUGUUGCGUCGGUGUUUGUUCGUUUGGCUGAUUUGUAUCAUAGGACAGGGAAGCUUCGCGAAUCGAAGUCUUAUUGUGAAAAUGCGCUUAGAAUAUACUCGAAACCGGUUCCUGGAACCACUGCUGAGGAGAUUGCCAGUGGUUUGACGGAAGUUUCAGCGAUAUUUGAAUCUGUUGAUGAUCCUGAGGAAGCGUUGAAGCUUUUGCAAAAGGCGAUGAAAUUGUUGGAGGAUAAACCGGGACAGCAGAGUACGAUUGCUGGGAUUGAAGCACGGAUGGGAGUGAUGUAUUAUAUGAUUGGGAAGUACGAUGAAGCGAGGAAAGCUUUUGAGAGUGCUGUGUUGAAAUUGAGAACUAGCGGGGAAAGGAAAUCUGCGUUUUUUGGUGUUGUUUUGAAUCAGAUGGGUUUGGCUUGUGUGCAACUGUUUAAGAUUGAUGAAGCUGCUGAGUUGUUUGAGGAAGCUAGGGGAAUUCUUGAAACAGAAUGUGGACCUUGUCAUCAAGAUACUCUUGGAGUAUAUAGCAAUCUUGCAGCAACUUAUGAUGCCAUGGGAAGAGUUGGAGAUGCAAUUGAAAUCUUAGAAUAUGUGCUGAAGUUGAGGGAAGAGAAGCUUGGAAUAGCGAAUCCUGAUUUUGAAGAUGAGAAGCGUCGCUUGGCUGAGUUACUAAAAGAAGCUGGCAAAACACGAGACAGAAAAGCAAAAUCUUUGGAAAAUCUUAUAGAUCCAAAUUCAAAGAGGACAAAGAAGGAGAGUACCAAGAGGUGGCCUGGUUUGGGGUUUAGAAUUUAAUUAACCACGUAUAAUUUUUUUUCUCUCAUCUGUUAUUAUUUUAUAUAUUGAUUUGAAUGCACAUUAUGUAACAUAGGAUAUCUUUGUAUAGCUUUGAAUAUGUAAUUUGGGUGCUUCCCUGUUUUCCUGCAUCUGUUGUUUUUUUCUUGUUUUUGGGUAAUUGUUUUUAUCAAUUGUGUUGUGACCUUUUAGAUGUACCCCAAAGUUCCAUUCCUGUUGUCCUUUUCUGGAAAAUAUUGAAAGCAAUUUUUUAUUCUGAGUGAAUAAAUUUUCAUGUGUGUUUUAUUCA